Messenger RNA from Chironomus riparius, 1073 nucleotides. Lineage: Eukaryota; Metazoa; Arthropoda; Insecta; Diptera; Chironomidae. The record is from the annotation of a GenBank genome assembly.
GCGGCAUAAAACCGUUACGAAAAAUUCAAACACCAACACACAUAAACAUUCAGAACCGUACUUUUGCUAGUUUCAAAACCGUACAAUCAAAACAACAAAAAAAUAUUUGGAAUUAAUUUAAUAAAUAAGCUUCCAGCUACUAUAUUUAACAAAAUCAUCAACUGUAUCAUUCAAGGUCUUUGUUUAUCAUCAAAAUCAAUCAUUUGUGAGGCACUGAAUGUACUAAAAGCUCAAAAUCAUGAACGUAAAAGUCAGUGAAAUAUUUACAUCGGCUGGAAAAGCCUUCAAUACACUAGGAGAUCUAAUAUUACAAGUUCAGACGGAUAAAGAAGGGAGCUCUAAAUGGAGUCAAGAGGAAGUUGACAUGCUGAAAAAUUCAGUAACGAAAUUCAAUGAGGACUUAAAUCAAUUAAGUAGUCACAUUAAAGCAAAACAAACAUCCCAAAUAAGACAAACGCUGAAGAACAAAUCUUAUCAGCAAGCUGGGCUUGUUCCUAAAGUUGAGCCUGUCGUGAAGCCUACAAUCACUCAAACACCUGUCGUCAUACAAGAACAAGUCAUUUUUCAUCAUCAACAGCCUGCAACAAUUAAGAUUGAACAUCAACUUCCUGAGAAUCUUGUUCAACAGCCACAACAAACAACAUCGCAUAUGACACUUAAUCGUUUGAAUGCAGCACAUGAAGAGGAGAUGGAUGUCGAGUCAGAUUUCCAAAAUGAAGUUAAAAUCGAGACGAGUUAUUCGGAAGUUUCUUGAAGUAAAGCCACUGACGAGGUUGUGGAAUAUCUCGAUCAUGAGGAAUAUCUAACAUGAAAUCAUUAAAGAACAUGCUAAUUUAUGGACAUACCUUGUACAAUUCGAUAUAUAAUAUCUUAGCUAUUCAUGAAAUUUUAAUUUUGUAAAAAGGAACUAAAGUUAAGGAUUUAAUGGAAUUAAUUUAAAAUUAUUGAGAUAUACAGAGAAUGAUAUUUGAGGAUAACUAUAAAGUUUUUGUAGGUUUUACGAUGUAUAAAACAUAUUUGUGUGUAGCUCAUAAAUAAUAAAAGUUAAGGAUUCUCUAGGAACUAAAGUUUGU